Messenger RNA from Salvia miltiorrhiza (redroot sage), 2079 nucleotides. RefSeq names its product AT-hook motif nuclear-localized protein 9-like. The record is from RefSeq and is a predicted model, not a curated record. Bases 951 to 1856 code for a protein of 301 amino acids. NCBI's taxonomy places the organism in Eukaryota, Viridiplantae, Streptophyta, Magnoliopsida, Lamiales, Lamiaceae. Gene Ontology annotation, molecular function: minor groove of adenine-thymine-rich DNA binding. The transcript has 5 exons.
GAGAGAUAUCCACCAAGCGCCUGCUGCUGCUCUCUCCUGUUCAAGAUUUUCUCUUUCUAUCUCUACAAGCAAACAACCGCGCACCACACUAACUCAAAACCCGCAUCACUCCUCACUCUAUCACCUCAUCACACACUACACACAGUGAGCCACAACACACACAAAUUCACAGCACAAAAAAAGAGUCUUUCCUCACAAAAAAUGCAUUACGUUUCGGAUAAGAAUUCUUUCACUGUUAUGGUGAGUUCAUCAAUGGCUUAUUCUCACAAGCUGCGGUGCUAGCUGCUUUCAUAAACAAAAACAAAAAAAAAAUACUCUUUUUUCCAUGAGCCCUUUUCGUCCUUCAACACUUUUUAUUGGAAUAGUUGUUUGAAAUGUUAUUGCAUGGCUGCUUUUGGCUUGGGCAGUGAUGUCUUCCUUUGUUGCUUUGUUUUGUUAUGCUGGUAAAGGGUUGUGAUGAAAUGUGUGUUUGUAGGUAGUUUUGUGCUUUUGUGAUGAAUUUGGGAGCAUUGUGUUUGAUGAGAGUGAAAUAGGAGUUGCAUAUAUCUUCAAAAUGAAGUCUUUUUCUUGUUCUGAUUUAGUAGUUUUGCUAUCUUUCUUCUUCUUGAAUUGAAAUUAUUCAAUCUUGAAUUCCUCUUGGCUCUUACCAAGUCUCGUUCUUGUCUAUUUUGGGGAUAGUAAUUUGUAAAUAGCAUAUUUUAUUAUUGCCACAAUUCAAAAAUCUUGAGAUUGAGCUUUCUCUUGCAUUGCAUCAUAGAGCUAUUGGGCUCAUGUAAGUUGCAUUGGUAGAGGUCUUCUAAUGCCAAGUUUAAGCAUUGUCAAAAUCGAAAACCAACAGAGCAUCCAAGCUGGAAUUCCCAAGUUUUGCUCGAUCAAGACAUAGUUCAAUUCUCAUUUUUAAAGUGUUGUAUUUGGCAAUUUUGGAGUGACAACCAUUUAUAAGUGAAUACAUGGAUCAAAGGGAAGCUAUAACGCUGCAAGGUUCGGCCUCCUAUUAUCUUCAUCAAGGAAAUGCAGAGUCUGUCAUGGGACUACAGGGAUCCCCUGGCAUGAAUUCGAUGUCUAAUCCUGGUUUGCACUAUCAAACCAACACCGGGAGGAAUAUGAUUGGAUCAUCAUUACCUUUAGAUACUUCAUCGACAAUGUCACCUCAUGGAAUGAGUGUUGGCCCACCUCCUGCGCUUGGUGUAGGUCCGCCUCCUGCUAUGAUGCAAGGUGAGCCCGUUCGUAGGAAAAGGGGAAGGCCGCGGAAGUAUGGACGUGAUAGUGCUGUUUCAUUGGCAUUGUCACCCUCCACAUCUAAUCCCGUGCCAUUUGUGAGGCCAGCUCAGAAGCGGAGAGGAAGGCCACCAGGGACGGGUCGAAAGCAUCAAGAAAUCCCCCUUGGCGGAUCUAUCUUUACCGGGCCUGGAAAGCUUGUCCCGCAUAUCAUCAAUGUUGCUGUUGGAGAAGAUAUCAAAAGAAAGGUACUGUCAUUUGCACAGGGGCGACAGAGCACAGUCAUCUUAUCAGGAAAUGGUACAAUAUCAGCUGUAAAUAUUAGAAUAUCAAGUUCUGGUGGGAGCGUCACAUACGAGGGACGCUUUGAUAUUUUGAGUUUAACUGGUUCGUAUGCACAAAAUGAUGUGAAUGCGCCUCACGGCCCAGUCGGCUGUCUGAAUGUUACUCUUUCUGGUCCUGAUGGGCGUGUCAUAGGUGGUGGAGUUGACGGUGUCAUGCUUGCUGGCAGCCCUGUUCAGGUUGUCGUGGCAAGCCUGCUACCGCGCACCUCAAAGACGAAAAACAUUGCUGGGGGAACUUCAGCAGAUUCUGAAGAUCAUACAGUUGGGAAUCUAGUCAUUCCAGCUAAUGCUUAGCCUAGUUCAGAAUCUUAGCUCAGUUGGGUAUGGAUAGAUAGAAAUCCAUUGUCUUUAAUUUGUUCAAGUUUUCAACUUCAACAUCCCAGCGACGUCUGGAUGAGACUGCAUUAUUGAUUUAGUCUUCAGCAGAGCAUCUUGACUCUUAACCAUGUUGCUACUUUACCUGACAUAGGUUGCACUAGUUCAGAUCUUUGUUAAUGAUUCAGUUCUUCAUUGUAUA